Messenger RNA from Octopus bimaculoides (California two-spot octopus), 4001 nucleotides. Its product is annotated as BBSome complex assembly protein BBS10. The record is from RefSeq and is a predicted model, not a curated record. Gene Ontology annotation, biological process: chaperone-mediated protein complex assembly. Gene Ontology annotation, molecular function: ATP binding. Lineage: Eukaryota; Metazoa; Mollusca; Cephalopoda; Octopoda; Octopodidae.
AAACUUCCAUGCCUCCUGAAAUUUGCCACCAGUACAUCUGAUGCCCGCCUCCUACUUUUUUCUUCCUUCUUUUUUUUCUUUUAAGACUUUUUCACUGUUCACUACCUGUGCAUAUUCUAUGUACUGUUCAUGCAAUUUUGAUUACAUUUUUUGAUGAGUUCUAGUGCACCUAUGCAUUGUAUACAAUAAGUUCGUUAUUAUUAUUAUUAUUAUUUCAGCUGCCUUAAUAGUUGGCAUCCUUUGAAGGCCAAGAGUAGCAAGGGCACUUUUGUUUUGCUAUGCAUGCUAAAAUUAUCACCACAUUUAUUCCAUUUUAGAUGGAGAGUACUUUCUGUAGUGUAUGGGCUGUACCCAUCAAGGUUAUCUUUUGUAGUUCGCGGAGAUUGGAGUUACCAAACAAUGACACACACACACACACACACACAUAUAUGACAGGUUUCUUUCAGUUUCAAUCUACCAAAUCUAGUCUCACUGUGUGGUACCUUGGGCAAGUGUCUUCUACUAUAGACUUGGGCCAACCAAAGCCUUGUGAGUGGAUUUAAUAGACAGAAACUGAAAGAAGCCUGUUGUAUAUAUACAUAUGUGUGUCUGUGUUGUCUUCCAUCACCACUUGACUACUGGUGUUUUUAUGUCCUCGUAACUUCACAGUUCAGCAAGAGAAUGAUGGAAUAAGUCCCAGACGUGAAUAAAAAUAAGUACUGGGGUUGAUUCGUCAGACUAAAGUUCUUCAAGGCAGUGCCCCAACAUGGCCACAGUCUAAUAAGGAAACAGGUAAAAGAUAAAAGCUAUGUGCAUGUGUGUGUGUCUUUUUGUCUUACAUUCAUGCAAGAGUUGUAAACAAGAGGAGUGGUAAGUAGCUUGUUUACCAACCACAUGGUUCUGGGUUCAGUCCCACUGCGUGGCACCUUGGGCAAGUGUCUUCUACUAUAGCCUCGGGCCGACCAAAGCCUUGUGAGUGGAUUUGGUAGACGGAAACUGAAAGAAGCCCGUUGUAUCUAUGUAUAUAUAUAUAUGUAUGUUUGUGUGUCUGUGUUUGUCCCCCAACAUCGCUUGACAACCGAUGCUGGUGUGUUUACGUCCCCGUAACUUAGCGGUUCGGCAAAAAGAGACCGAUAGAAUAAGUACUAGGUUAACAAAGAAUAAGUCCUGGGGUCGACUUGCUCGACUAAAGGCGGUGCUCCAGCAUGGCUGCAGUCAAAUGACUAAAACAAGUAAAAGACUAAAAGUGACACCAUCAUACAAGCAGUGUCUUUCAUUUCCAGUCUCCCAGGUAAACCUGUUCACCAGAAUAGAAUUGUAAUCAAAGUGGAUCCAUAGAUUAAAAAAAAUGGUUGAGGACCCCUGCUCUAAGUUAUAAAAACUAGCUGCAACCGAUGUUAUUUACUGUCUUACGGGAACCUUUAGGUUAUAGGACCAGACCACACUCUAGUAGGGAAAGGAAAGAAGGAAGUCCUGCACACAUUACAUUUAAAAGACGGGGUGGUUGUUGUUAGAAUGACUUAGUUCAUAGGACUGCUCGGUUACAAUUGACCUAGGGUUAAAGAACACCAACAAUGAAAUAAUGAUUAAAUAAAUAAAUAAAACGAGCUAAAAUAAAGGGAAAUAACUGCUGUCUGACUAUUAGUCCAGCCAUUGUGGUCCGUUGAGGCGAAGAAAACUUGUAAAGUGGACAAUUUUAAACUGACAAAUUAUUUGUAGUUCGUUCACGAUGGAGGGAAAACUUAGAUGAAAUACAUCUUAAAAAUUUUAUCUGUUGCAGUCAGAAAUUUACGGUUGUUACAGUCUCUGGGUAAAACAACUCAAGAAUUCAUAACUGUGAAAUAUUAACAAAUGGCUGCUAUAAACUCCAGUGACAUUUCUCUGUCAGAUAUUGUCCGAAUUGUCUCAUCACUGUCUGAUAUCUGUGCAAGCUCUAUAGGUCCUAUGUGUGAGAAGACUCUUUUCACAACUUCUACUGGAUUGGUGCAGUUUGUCACUAAUGGCAUUGACAUUCUUAAUGCUUUGCAGUUUUCCCAUCCAGUUGCAAAGUUUGUGGUAAGUUCUCUUCAACAUGUACAUUCUGUGACGGGAGAUGGCAGCAAAUUAUUUAUUCUUUACAUCACUGAAUUAACACGGUUUGUUGAACUGCGAGUGAACUCUUCUUCUCAGACAAACGGUACUCAGUUCAGAGAAAAUAUUCGUAGAAUAUCUCAGGGAUUAAGAAACUUUAAGCGUCUAAUAAUGGAAUUUGAGUUCAGAAAUCGUUUAUCUCCUUUCAGUUCUAUCAAUUCUUCCAACUUUUUACUAAGCUGUUGCCAUCUGAAACAAGUUUGUAAAUCAGUUUUAUUGAGUUCUUUGUCUGACAAAGAAUCAGUUUAUUUCUCGUCUCUACUCAUUGAUUUUCUUAGUUACGGUGUUGAAUGUACUGAUUCCUUACAUCAAGCCAUUGACUUUACUAUUAAACACUUUGAUGUAUUAAUUCACAAAGAUAUUGGUCAUUGUUACAGUUCUUCAAAGGUUCUACCUGGAAUACUCAUACCAUGUGAAGGAACAUUAUCCCAUGAUCUAUCAUCUUCCAAAGAGGAAAUUGUAUCAGUCAUUUUGCAGAAUUUCUUAACAUCUGAUGAAGAUGCAGAAACAACAGAAGCCACGUUUACAAUAACAGAGUUUUAUGAGUUCAGUUCCUUACUUGCCUUCCAAUAUCACCAAUGUGAGGCCUUCAUCAAACAAUGUACACUAAACAAUGUAAAACUAGUUUGCUGCUGUCAUGAGAUUCCAAAAUUUGCUGAAACUUUGUUCCAGCAACAUGGCAUUUAUACUAUUUCUUACUUUCCUGAAGAAUUCUGUGAGUAUUUUCAAACUGUAGCCAAAAAGCAACCUCUUUCAUGUAUUAGAGAUUCUCUCUGUGAUAGUUCACUAGUUUCAUUUGGUUUACAUAAAAGGAUUGUCAUAAAUGGUUCCACGUAUCUUCAAAUGACGCUGCUAUCUUGCCCACUUUUGGUAAAUGUCUCUUCCAGUCUUAUACUCACAGCACCAACGUUAGGUAUGGUUCACAGCUUAUCCCAACAGAUCUUUAAAUGUUUGAAAUCUCUUAGAAUGUGCUUCGAAACAUUUCAAAUUCUGCCAUUUGAUCAUGAAAGUAUUACUAAUGAAAACCUUACUGUAACAGCGCCAACCCCUUCUUCAAAUAUCUUUACCAUUCCUGCAAUGACUUUCCAAACCAAAAUGUUGCAAUAUAGUCAGGAAAGAACUUUUAAGAAUAUAUCUCAUGAUGAUGGUGAUGGUGAUAUUCCAUGGGAAAUUCUUGGUGAUACAUUUAGAUGUGUCUGCAGGAAAGUCUGUACAUCACAAAAAUUUAGUCCAAUUCAAAUUCAGAAUUGCUUACCCGAGCCUGAUGACAUAAAAAUGAAUAACAAUAAUUCUGAGGAAUUCUACAAAGACGGAAGCUGGUUACCAUUAUACACAGAGUUUUAUAUCCUGCAUGCUUCACUCCAAGUGGUGAUUCAGCUUUUAAAUAUGGACCAAAUAGUCAAAGUGAAAAGCAUUAAAAAAAAUGUUUGAUUUGAAAAAUGAGUGCUGACACACUUAACGCAGGGAGGAUGACAACUUGAACUAAACAAGACCAGCUGUAUCAAUGAAGUAAAUGUCGAACAAUGCAAAAGUCAAAUCAGCCAAACAAAAGCAAGGAAGAAAAGGGAAAAAAAUUGUUUGAAAUGGAUUCAAACAAUGUGGAGAACGUGACAACUUGAAUUAAACAAGACUACACCUGUAUGAGGCGAGGAACUAGACAAGACUACGCCUAUAUUGAGUGAUGUAAACAGAACAAGGUAGAAGUCAAACCAACCUAACAAAAGCAAGGGAGAUAGUUUAAAGUAAAUAAUUUUUUUUUUAAUUGGAUUGACCCAAAAGUGUUUCGAUUUUGUAUUUGGUUUGCAAGAUUCCUGACGUGAAAUCGUGUGUUGAAAUAUAUUUAAUUGCAUCUCAGAACCAUCGUUAUGCUAAUAAUAAAUACAUGCACCGGU